Messenger RNA from Rhinolophus ferrumequinum (greater horseshoe bat), 1122 nucleotides. RefSeq names its product spermatogenic leucine zipper 1 (gene SPZ1). Gene Ontology annotation, cellular component: nucleus. The record is from RefSeq and is a predicted model, not a curated record. Lineage: Eukaryota; Metazoa; Chordata; Mammalia; Chiroptera; Rhinolophidae. The transcript has a single exon. Bases 4 to 1122 code for a protein of 372 amino acids. Gene Ontology annotation, molecular function: DNA-binding transcription factor activity.
GAGAUGGAAGUGCCCACCGUCUCUGAAACUCUUAAACCUACUCCUAAUCUCAAUCAAGAAUCUUUGGACCCUAAGAUUGUCAUUGCCUUACUUGGAUCAACUCCUCCUGUCUCCUGGAGUUCUCUUCUUUCCCUAAAUAAUAGUUGCCAACAAGAAACUGAACAACAGACUGAAAAGAAGUUUGAAAAUCUCUUAAAAGAAAUUAGAGAUAUUCUUAAAUAUAUGACAGGUUAUGAAGACAAGAUCACAGAAGCAAAAGAACUUUUUGAGGAAACCAAUAUCUUUGAGGAUGUGUCAGAACUUAAAGAAGAAAUCAGAGGACUUGAUAAAAUAAAUAAAGUGCCAUCAGAAAACCUGCUUGGCUGUUUAUAUGUAGACAAAGAACACAGGGCAGAGAAACAGACGAUGACAUUGGAAAACCAGAACUCAAAGGACACAGUGCAAGGUUUUGCAAGGAAUUUGGUAAAUCAUUCAGGAAAAAGAAGAGCUUGCAAUGAAACUCAACUACAUAAGGAAAAAGCAGAGUAUGGAUUCCAUCACGUUCAAGAAGAAAAUAUCAAACUUAGGAACAACAUGGAUCAGUUACUACGGGAAGCAGAACGCUGGAGUGUGCAACAUACGGAGCUUUGUGGACUAAUAAAAUCAUAUCAGAAAUCUCAGAAAGACACAAGAGUAACUCUUGAAAAUCAUGGAGUCCAUUUCCAAACUCAACAGAAUACUGAGGUGUCAGCUAGUUAUGAGCGAGAGGCACAGGUGAGGAAACUGAACCAUGACAUGUAUUCAUUGCAUUUGAUUGCAGCUUUGCUGGAGAAUGAAUGCCAAAUCUUACAGAAGAGAAUAGAGCUUCUCCACCAUCUCCAUCAUCAGAAAGACGGAACUGUGCAAGAGAAGCCAAUUCAGAUAAACUAUGAACAGGACAAGAAAGAACAGAAGCUAUCAGAAGCAGAGAAGGUAGAAAGGUCUAAGCAGAAAACGCAAGAAAUGGAAGGUACGUUUCAGAAAAGAGACAAAUUCUACAGAAGCCUGGAUGCUUGUCAUAAUAAGAAAGUUCGUAAGAACAGUUUCAAUACUCGUAUUGCAAGAAGAGUUCUUGUGAGAAGAAAGAGGCCAGCUAGUACCUAA